ACAAAUGCAAUGGUACACAACUUUACCAAUUGAGAAUCACAUGUUUUAGUUAAUAAACAACAAUAUUUUGUCUUAGGAAACCACAUGUUAGUAAUAAAUAAAUAGUAAAUCAUAUAACAAUAACAGUCAAUAUUAUUCUUGUAGGAGUAUUAUCAACAUUUUCAAUACUGCAAGAGAGUCAUAAAAAUAUUAUUUUAAAGUAAGAGACGUGUACCAGUAGUUUUACAUAGUAAACAGUUAAUAUUAUUGAAAUACUCUGAUGGGUAUUUGUGUUGUGUGGUUUGUUUUUUCAAUAAUAACUAUUUAUUUUCAAGUUACAGAUCAAGUAGAAUUCACCUUUGAAUUGGUGGAUAAAGCUAAAGAGUGUUUUUAUGAAGACAUUCAACAAAAUACUACCAUCAAUUUGGACUAUCAGGUAGUGACAGGGGGGUCCUAUGAUGUGGAUGUUACAGUGGAAGAUCCAACACAGAAUGUUAUCUACAGAGAAGUGAAGUCACAGCACAAUUCGUACAAUUUUAAAAGCCCCAUGAAAGGGAUUUACAAAAUCUGCUUCAGCAAUGAGUUCUCGACAUUCAGUCACAAAUUGGUCUACAUGUAUCUGCAAGUGGGAGAGGAACCGUUAUUGCCUGGAAGGAAUAAUCAUACAACAGUUAUGACCCAGAUGGAGUUGUCGAUACAAGAAAUUCAUGAUUCACUGAGGAGUACGUUGGACCAUCAGACUUAUCUUCGGUUGCGUGAAGCUCAGGGCACGAAACGAGCAGAAGAUCUCAAUGACAGAGUACUCUUGUGGUCACUGAUCGAAACUGUAGCAAUUCUCUUUGCUUCUAUAGGUCAAGUGUUUAUGCUGAAAAACGUAUUUUCAGAAAGAAAACACAUACAUUAUAAUCGUUUAUAAUGACAACAUUUUGGAAAUUGGGCCAUUACUGUAAUUAUUAUUUGUGUGCCAAACUUUGAAGACUGAACAAAUACUAUAAAGUUGUCUAAAAUUCUGUAUGAAGGAUUAUCUAUUUUUCAAAAUGUUUAUAUUUCUUUUCCAUAUUGUAAAAUUUGCCUACUUUAUAUUCAAAUUGUGUUUUUUAUGUGUAAGUCUAUGUAAGGAAUAAUUUAGUUUGUGUGUGUUACACACAAGUGAAAUUAAACUAUGGAAUUUCAUAGAUUACACUUACAGAAGUACUAUCUGCAUGGUACCGAGGCCUGUUUAACUUUGAAUUGAAAAUAAAUAGAAAUUCAUUGCGUUAAGUUUUCUAGUUUGAUUGGAGAAAAGUAAAAAAAGUUGUUCUCAUUCCACCCAUUUAUUAAAGCUAUUAGUGCUAGUCGCCAGCCCUAAUAUCUUGAGCAGAUUAUGGAUCUAAAUGACAGGCCAAGACUUACUUAAAAUGCUACAGAUCAAAUGGCCUGAAGGUAAUCUAUACCACUGUCUUUUCGCUAAGGUACCGGGCCGUACAAUUUGUGUAACCUACCUUAGAGAUAUAGAUAUACUGGUCUUAUAAAGUUUAAUUUUAUUUUAAAUAAGUGUCAGCAUAAAUUCACUGUAGGUAAAAUUUACAAUAUGUUAACCAGAAUUUGGCAUCAGUCACUUUUUCCUGUUAGAUCAUUACUUUCAAUUUAUUGUGUGUUAAUCUUUACAAUCCUGUUACUUUUUUAUAAUAAAACUAGGUAAUGAGA
This is a messenger RNA of Homalodisca vitripennis (glassy-winged sharpshooter), 1665 nucleotides long. Its product is annotated as transmembrane emp24 domain-containing protein 3-like. Lineage: Eukaryota; Metazoa; Arthropoda; Insecta; Hemiptera; Cicadellidae. Gene Ontology annotation, cellular component: Golgi apparatus; endoplasmic reticulum; COPII-coated ER to Golgi transport vesicle. Gene Ontology annotation, biological process: Golgi organization; endoplasmic reticulum to Golgi vesicle-mediated transport; intracellular protein transport. The record is from RefSeq and is a predicted model, not a curated record. Bases 260 to 895 code for a protein of 211 amino acids. The transcript has a single exon.